UCCCGUGGCGUAUCCUCCCGCCCCCCGCCCUCGCCUGUCGCCAGCACUCGCCGCUUGCGGGGCUGCCGCCGGGGUGGUGCCAACAGAGCCGGCCGGCUCCGCGCCUCGGGAUGUGCUGAGCAGGGGCCGCUCCCUCGGGCCGCUCCGCGCCUCACCCGCCGCCCGCCCGCAGCCCGCGCCGCCCCCGCCUGCUCGGAACGGGUCGCUCGCCGGUGGCGGAGGAGCCUGGCGAGCUGUUUGAAGAAAGUCUUCAGCCAUGGAUGUAUUCAUGAAAGGGCUUUCCAAGGCAAAGGAGGGAGUCGUAGCAGCAGCAGAAAAAACCAAGCAGGGUGUGGCAGAGGCAGCAGGAAAGACGAAAGAGGGAGUCCUCUAUGUGGGUUCCAGGACCAAGGAAGGAGUUGUUCAUGGUGUUACAACAGUGGCUGAGAAGACCAAAGAGCAGGUGUCCAAUGUUGGGGGAGCUGUGGUGACAGGAGUGACGGCAGUGGCGCAAAAGACAGUGGAAGGAGCAGGGAACAUCGCUGCAGCCACUGGCUUGGUGAAGAAGGACCAGUUGGCCAAACAGAAUGAAGAAGGUUUCCUGCAGGAGGGAAUGGUGAAUAAUACAGGUGUUGCUGUGGAUCCUGAGAACGAGGCUUAUGAAAUGCCUCCAGAGGAAGAGUAUCAAGACUAUGAACCUGAAGCAUGAGAGUCCUUUCCUUCCUUCCUAUCACCUGAAAUCUACUAACUACUAAAGACGUCCCAUCCUGUACGAGUGCUGAGUUCUAAUGUGCCCAGUUGUUCAAUUUUUUUACAGUUUUUACGGUGUAUUUUGAAGUCUUCCAUCAGCAAUGAUUGGAGUAUCUGUGACUGCAUCCACCUUGUUUCAGCAUUUCCCUCCUGCUGAAAUGAAAGCCAGUUGGCAGGGUCAUUGUUGUGCUGUGGAUAUUGUGGCUUCAAGUUUAAAAGUUAGAAAAUAUUAAGUAAAAAACACCUAAGUGUCUACUGCUUAUUUCUAAUUCUGUACAUGUUUUGUUGAUAGGUUGUCAGUAAUUUGAUAUUGUUCAUGAUACAGUUUUUAUUUGUUUCCUAUGACUAUUCUUUCUGUGCAGAGAUGACUUAUUGUGAGAGCUUUAUAUAUAUGUGUAUGUAUUAUACAUAUAAAAAAAGUAAUUGAGCAUGAACUAUGCACCUAUAAAUAUUAGCUGUUGAAAUUUUAUUGUUUUGUGAUGUGUUUUAUUAACUUGUGUCUGUAAAUAAUGGUGUUCAACUGAAGCAAAUAAAACGUAACCCAUUAAAAAUUAA
Messenger RNA from Vidua macroura (Pin-tailed whydah), 1284 nucleotides. It is a transcript of the gene SNCA, whose product is annotated as synuclein alpha. Gene Ontology annotation, cellular component: axon terminus; cytoplasm; neuronal cell body. The transcript has 6 exons. NCBI's taxonomy places the organism in Eukaryota, Metazoa, Chordata, Aves, Passeriformes, Viduidae. Gene Ontology annotation, biological process: synaptic vesicle endocytosis; chemical synaptic transmission; synapse organization. The record is from RefSeq and is a predicted model, not a curated record. The coding region runs from base 257 to 688 and encodes 143 amino acids. Gene Ontology annotation, molecular function: cuprous ion binding.